GAUUGGCUGAGCUGGGUGGUCAGCUGAAAGCAUAGAAGGCUAUAUAUUACCCACAAUAAGGCACUUUUUUCGCUCGGCGCCGUUAAUACUGAGUGAAUGUGCGUGUGUUGGGAUGGUAUGUAUGGGGUAGUGUGAUUUUUUUAAAUUUUUUAUUUUUGUAGAGAAAAGGGAACUUAACCCACAACCAAGUAUUUAUAAUUACAAUCAAAGCACUUUACAAAAAGUAACUUAACCCCAAAAUCAUGGUUGCAACAAGCACAAUGAAAAGCAAGAACCCAGAGUGUAUUGCAGAGCUUCUUGACCGGAGGUUGGACCAAGCGCAAGUAGAUGAAGAACUGGACUACUGGGAUCAUGGUCUUAUUGAGCCUAAUUUGAAUGAGGGUGUAUUUGAAGAACGAACAUGCCAACAUUUAGCCAAAAUGUUUGAGAACAGCCUGUCUCGAGCAAAGACAACCAAACUACACUGCACUGAGCUGCUAGUUCCAGAGAAACUCACUCGUCGAAUUGCUCGGGAUGUACUGAGACUUUCUUCAGGUGAACCCUGUGGACUGAGAGGUUGCAUCUUGUAUGUGAACUUGGAGGUGGAAAACAUGUGUAAAAAGCUUGACCGGAUAAUCUAUGACUCAACUGUAGUGCCUACAUUUGAACUGACCCUUGUGUUCAAACAAGAUGGGAGUGUGUGGCCAAGCCUUAGAGACUUCUUUCUCAUUGGGGCAUGUUUUACUCCUGGGUUCAGGCAUGCAGUGAAGCUUAGUCCUGGAUUUAGGCUAAUAAAAAGAAAACUUUAUUCCUCAUCGGCUGGUACCGUUAUAGAGGAGUACUGAAAUCUAGCACUUCUGGUUAACCAUAUGAAUGUAAAGGCUGCCUGUCAUAUGCAGGUGGUCGCAAAAGUGUUUUUUGUAUGGGGUUGGGUAUUGCUGGGGAUCGGACAAAUUUAUAGCUAGUGUCACUUUAAGGAGCUGUUAACUAACUUGUACCCUACAGGUUUCUACGAUUAAUUAUAAAAGAAUAGUUUGGCAGCUCUUCUAUUGUACUUGAUGUAAGAGUAUGCACACACCCCUUGUUUUUCUUUCAGUACAGUGUUCAAAAUCUGCAAGGGUUAUUAGCUUAGUUUUUAUUUGCAGUUAAGUUUGCAUGGGGUGGAUGAUCUUAAUUGCAUUUCAUUUCUGAAAAGGGAUAGGUUUUUCCAUAUUAAAAUCCUAAUCUUGAUAAGUCUUAAAAUGGUCUUUCAUCUACUCUUUCCACUAAAGUUGGUGGAGAAGGUGAUCUCUUCUGUGUAAACCAUAGAAUGAAGCACAUUAAAUGUCCUGCUCACAGCUAAAAAUCCAUUUUUGUGCUUCCUCUGGGUUUAUUCAGACUACACACAUUUUACACAAGACCUUUUCUCCCCAGUUUAACAUCUGCCUCUGUCCCUCCUUUUUUCCCCUCCCCCCUUCUCCUUUAUUGUACUGGCAAACCUUAUUUUUAACAUGUGUUCAUAUCACAUUGGUAAUCGUGUGUACAUUUGUUUAAAGAGUGCCUUUCUUUUAGUGUGUAUCAUGUCUGGGGUGUUUUUGUUGCAUAGAAAGUUGUCAUUUAAAGGCUGUUUUUUUGCACUUCAUGGGGAAAUUUUAAUGUUGGAUAUUAUUGCACUAUCAAAGCACAUUGUUCAUUGAGAGAUGCCACUGACAUGCAUAUAGUUCAUUGAAUAAUGUAUGUGUUUUUGCAGUAUGUAGAUUGCACCAUUUUUACUGUUGUGGCGUUGUCAGUUUGGCUGCUGGGGUACAUUUUUACUUCAAGAUUCCCAUUCAUGGAAAAGCAUAUGUCUUUUUGACAAUAAAUUUUUUUUUUUUUUUUUUUUAA
Messenger RNA from Erpetoichthys calabaricus (reedfish), 1842 nucleotides. Its product is annotated as DNA damage-inducible transcript 4-like protein. Lineage: Eukaryota; Metazoa; Chordata; Cladistia; Polypteriformes; Polypteridae. Gene Ontology annotation, biological process: negative regulation of signal transduction. The record is from RefSeq and is a predicted model, not a curated record. Gene Ontology annotation, cellular component: cytoplasm. The transcript is spliced from 3 exons. The coding region runs from base 243 to 824 and encodes 193 amino acids.